Messenger RNA from Caenorhabditis remanei, 3330 nucleotides. RefSeq lists its product as uncharacterized. The record is from RefSeq and is a predicted model, not a curated record. Lineage: Eukaryota; Metazoa; Nematoda; Chromadorea; Rhabditida; Rhabditidae. Gene Ontology annotation, molecular function: UDP-glycosyltransferase activity. The transcript is spliced from 16 exons. Bases 1 to 3330 code for a protein of 1109 amino acids.
AUGCCGGUCGCAGCAAACAUGAGGGGAUAUGCAAGGAAUCCGGUUAACGUUCCAAACACUUUCCUCCUAUCUUCAGAAGUCUAUGAAAAUAAUCGAAAUGGAUUCUUUUCGAGAACAAGAAGGAUAUAUGAAUACCUUAUAGAUCAAAUCUACAGUGGCCCUAUUGCGAGUAUUAAUAGUGAAGCAUCUGGAAAACUUUUGGGAUUAGAAAGUGCCACAAAAAGCAGAAUUUUCGAGAAUUCUCUCCUCACUGUCAAUGAUUUUCCGGAUACUUUUAGUUUUAUCCAGUCUCGUGGAAAUGAUUUGAUUCCUGUUGGAGAGCACUGUGCAUCUAGUGAAAAUCUGCCAUCGGAUUUUAGAAAUUUUGUAGAAGAUCCGAUUUCUAAAGGAACAAUCUACGUGGCGUUUGGAUCAUAUUUGAAUUUAGAAGACGGGCCAGAGGGAACUGUUGAAUCAUUCGUUGAAGCAUUGAACUAUUUUGAAGAUUAUCGAGUUAUUUGGAGUCAUAAAGGAAAUGUGACAGGUGCCAAAUGCCACGUUAAAUUUGUAAAUUGGGCACCACAAAAAGAGCUUCUUGCUCACGAGAAUACGGUUGCUUUCAUAACUCAUGGUGGAUUGAAAAGUGCAAAAGAAGGUGUUUGUUCUGGAGUUCCGAUGCUUUUCCUUCCAUUUUAUGGUGAUCAACCUAGAAAUGCACACCGAUUUGUGACGAAUGGGAUUGCGGAAGCACUUUACAAGAAGUCAAUUACGGCAGUUGAUAUUAAACAAAAAUUGGAGAAACUUCUCGAAGAUCCAAGUUAUAAAGAGAAUGUUGUGAAGACUCGAUCCUACUAUUUGGACUCACCGAUGAGCUCUCUCGACCUUGGAGCAUUCCAUAUUUCCCGUGUACUUCGUCGUCCGGAAUCUCAAUUUAUUCGUUUCAAACGAAGAUCCAUCUCGAUGACUCACUUACAAGCAAAGUAUCUGGAAACUCAGCAGAAACUAUCUGAUGCGUCACAACCCAGUUUAGUUUUGGCGGCUGAUGGAGCUAUUCUUCCUUGUGAUGCUAAUUGGCAUCAGUAUCCAGAUACGGGAUGUUGCUAUAGAAUAUCAGAUGAGAAAAGUGACUGGUAUGGUGGAACGAAUAUCUGUAAAGCACUGAAUUCCGAUGCACAAAUGGCUUCAUUUCACAGUCAGGCGGAAUCAUUAUUCUUCGCCAAUAAAUACUCUUCGAUUCAUGCAUGGACUGGACUAUCUCAAACUGAAGUUCCGAAUACUUGGACAUAUACAGAUGGAACUCCUGAUUGGCAUUGGUUUCCAGCUCUCACAAGUGCUCCAUCUGCGGCUGAUUCGAGUUGUGUUGAAAUGAUGGAUGGUCUUUUGGGACUUUUAUUUGCACUUUCCCUUCAAAAAGGGCAAACUAAUCCUUACAGUUGUACUGAAGUGAAUCAAAUUAUUUGUAAAUAUUGUCCGAAAGAAACAACAUCAAGUACAACUACAACUACAACGACGACAACUGCAACUACUACCACGAAAACGACAACCAAAACUACAACUCUAACGACAACAACCAAAGGAACAACUAAGAAAACAACAACAUUACCAUCCGCUUCAGUGACGUGUACUUCGAAUUGUCCUGCUCAAUCUGUGAAUUUCAAUGGGAAAUGCUAUAAGAAAUGUCGGGGAUCGGUCAAGUUCGAAAAUAGUUGUAACGAGUGUGGUGGAACAAUGAUCACGAUUUCGAAUAAAGCAGAAAAAGACUUUGUUUCCAGAGUAUUUGGUGAAAAUGAUGGAACAGUAUCUCAGAUUUGGAUAGGAAAUACAGAAUUAAAUGGAUACUUGGAUUGGGAAUAUGGACAACCAUCGAAACCGAAUAACGCGUUGGAUUACUGUAUUUCUAUGGAUUUGACAGCCGGUCCUUGGAGAGGAAAAUAUAAAUAUUUACCCUUUGAUCAUGUCGACGAAUUUCUGCAAAACAAAACAUUCAAUGAUAUACUUGAGAUGAGUCAAAAAUUUCAAAGAGCAAGGUAUCUGGAAACUCAGCAGCAAUUAUCUGAUGCAUCACAACCAGAUCUUGUUUUGGCAGCUGAAGGAGCAGUUCUUCCUUGUGAAGCUGGUUGGCAUCAAUACUCUGGAACAGGAUGUUGCUAUAAAAAAACGGACGCAAUCAGUGCGUGGUACGGUGGAACUGAUUUAUGCAAAGCACUUCAUCCGGAAGCUCAAAUGGCUUCAUUUCAUAGUCAAGGAGAAUCUGAGUUUGGAACUCCUGGAGUCUGGACAUACACUGAUGGAACUCCUGAUUGGCAUUGGUUUUUCGCCCAGUCAAGUUCAAUGAAACCAGAAUCAAGUUGUGUCGAAAUGCUGGAUGGAGUUCUUGUUUACUUAUUCUCUUGGUCUGCCAAGAAGGGUCAAACACAACCGUAUUCGUGUACAGAAGAAAUUGCAAGUAUUUGCAAGUAUUGCCCGAAAGAAACAACUUCAACGAGUACAACUACAACUACAACAACGACAACUUCAACUACCACAACAACUCCCACCACUACAACAGAAACUACAACUGAAACGACAACUCCAACCACUACGACGACUGAAACAACAAUAACUACAACAACUGCCACAACAACUCCAACCACUACAACUGAAGUUACAACCGAGCCUACGACAACUACUGAAACAACUACACCAACAACAACAACUACCACGGAGACAACUACACCUACAACUACGACCGAAACGACAACAACGCCAACAACUACGUCGACAACUACUCCAACAACUACCACCGAAACUACAACGACUGUCACAACUACAACACCGACAACUACCACUGAAACGGCAACUACUACAGAAACUACGACAACCCAAACAACUACAACUCCGACAACUCCAACAACUACAACUCCGACAACUCCAACAACUACAACUCCAACAACAACUACUACCGAAACUAGACCAACUCCAACGACUCCAACUACAACAACAACGACUACAACUCCUACAACAACAAUUACUUCACCUACAUCUCCAACUACAAUUACAGCUCUUACAACUUCUUUGAAACCAACAACGUACUGGUGUGGUGGAACUAUGGUUACGAUAUCUAAUAAGGAAGAGAAUGAUUUCAUAUCGAGGGUAUUUGGAGAAAAUGAUGGAACAGUAUCUCAAAUUUGGAUAGGAAAUACAGAAUCAAAUGGAUACUUGGAUUGGGAAUAUGGACAACCAUCAAAACCGAAUAGCGCGUUGGAUUACUGUAUUUCUAUGGAUUUGACAGCUGGUCCUUGGAGAGGAAAAUAUAAAUAUUUACCCUGUGAGAGCACUGUUGUUAGCUCGAUUACUUCAAUGAACCCUUGA